Paramacrobiotus metropolitanus is the source of this 2135-nucleotide messenger RNA. RefSeq lists its product as uncharacterized. The record is from RefSeq and is a predicted model, not a curated record. The transcript has 3 exons. Gene Ontology annotation, molecular function: protein binding. Bases 141 to 1979 code for a protein of 612 amino acids. Gene Ontology annotation, cellular component: plasma membrane. NCBI's taxonomy places the organism in Eukaryota, Metazoa, Tardigrada, Eutardigrada, Parachela, Macrobiotidae.
GCCAUUAGCUAACCAUAAUUAUGUAAGGUUUGUAAUUUCGGAAUGCAAGAGCUCUUUUUGACGGUUUUUAAGUGACCGCUCGGCAGAGUAUCUCUUGUCAAACAGUUUAAAAGCCAGAACGUUAUAAGAUUAAUGGAAUCAUGCGAGCUUAUGCGGUGUUAAGUGUAAUAUGGCUCGUUUGCUUCGUUCAAGGACAUCCUCAUCCCAGUUGUACAUUGCGCUCCGAUAACUGGUUAUGGUGCACCGACAGCAAUCUGGACUUCCCGAACACGUUCGACGUCAAUCGGAUCGAUAAUCGCGUUAAAAACUUGGUGUUAUACUGUCCCAAUGCCCACACAAAAAUUUACUGUAAUGUAAUUCGAAAAAAUUUUCAACCUUUCCCUCGUGGAGACUCUUUGAAACUACUGUGGAUGAACGGAUUUCGAGCCGACAAUGAAAGACGGAUCCCGCUCAAUAAGGUCUUGAAACAUGUCCGUGCUCAUAUCGAACAUCUUUCAGUCCAGCAUUCCAUGAUCGGUUACCUUGAUGCCGAGUAUUUUCUGGAUUUUUCGUCAUUGGAGAUUUUGAACUUAAAACACAACGAUAUCUAUGACAUUGCUGUCGAUACUUUCCAGUCCCUGCAGAUGGACCAAGUGACCGUUAUAAACCAUGACCAAGAAUCAUGGCAAACACGGCUCAGUAAUAUCGAGCUUGAUGGAAACGCUUUACAACAACUGGAUUGGAGCAUUUUCUAUCCUGUGCAAUCUAGUUUGCAAUCAAUUAACCUCAGUGAACAGAAGCCAAAACUCCAGCGUCUUCACAUGAGCGGUGUUGACUUUAUGGUGCGACUCAGAAGUGUCUACAUAAGGGAAACUAAUUUAACCACAAUCCCAUCGAAGAUUCUGCGCUCUAUCAACACAGGAUUAAGUACUUAUUUGUACUUUGAUAACAACUACUUGAUGUGCACUAAAGCCGACUGUUCCUGCUGUGAAAUGGAGCCGUUCAUGCGUUGGGCGGCCAAUGUCACGCAGACAAAUCCGCUCCUCAUGGUAUGUGUUACCUGUGGAGAGGAAACACACACCAGCUUUUCUUUGGGAAAUAUCUGGAGAUUAUACGAAACAUGUCCUAAGUGUUCCGAAGCAGAGGUCAUUAAUAUAAACUGCCGCGCUAGCAUUGUGAGCAUCUCCGAGUCUAACCUGGAUACGACGGAUGCAACCGUUGCCGUCUUCACUAGCGACGGAACUCUGCGUUGCAGUAUGGUUCUUCAUGAUUUCUAUCACAAUCUUCUAGAACUGACCAAUACUACUGCGCCCAGUACCACGGGGGACGCCGCUGAUGCUAUUGAAUUCAGUUGUCGCGACAAUAUAGCGACGGUUCGGGGACCGGAUCCCAACAUUCGUAAUCCCAAAAAAAUUAUGGUACAAGCGGAUAUCAGCCCGCUCUGUCACUCUGUGUUUACAAGGUUUUUAGUGUUUGCCGAGGAAACACGGUUGCACGAUUCUGACCAGACGACACCUGCACUGCCAUCGACACAACCUGUCGUUUCGAUUGAUCAGUGGAUUGACCGUUUCCUAGUUUGCUCACUUGGGGACAAUCCGGAUUUUGUAGCCACAUGCAGGACUGGCAAUGUGACAUUUUCUCAUUCGGAUCUACAAGCUGUCAAAUCGUCAGUUAUACGGAUCGACAGCGAUAUCACCACGCCCUGUCGAGCAUUUGUCGUCAAAAUCCACGAAUAUCUGUUGUCGACUGCCUACGCACAAGUGUCAACCGCGGAUUCGUCGUUGGAUGCUGUUUUAGCCGUCUGUCAGAAAGGACAAAUCGUGAUUUCCGACGGCAGUCCCAGACAUUCGGCCAAGAAAAACUUGACCUUCUACUCUGCGCCGAAUAAAUUGUGCCAAAAACUUUAUCGGGGUUUUUUGACAUAUCUUUACGGUUUUAGCCAGCCACGGAAAGAAACUCCGAACACCGCAUUUCCGCAUGACUUGUUACCAAAUAGUUAACAGUCAAUAGCAAACAAAUGUAUACGUAAUUCAUUCGCGACUUGGUUUAUCAUUAAUUCCGUUGGAUACCGUAGGUAUGCGCGCUACACUCUAUAAUAUCUAUAUGCAGUACGAAAUAUGCGUGUUGACUAAUAAUCUUAGAUUUAUUGCCGGGAC